AAUUGUAUUGAUAGCCAAGGCACCGCACGGACUCGACAGUGAGACAGUGAACCCUAAACCCAGGCCUCAAAAGCCUGGUCACGAUUCGGCUUGACGAUGCUUUCGGAGGCAAUCGCGCAGAGCUUGGUCUGCAUCACCGAUCGAUGGCGAAGCGGCCCAAAUUUGACCGCCGUUCUGAUCAGCUUGCUCUUGAAGUCGAUUCUCCCUUUGCACACAACUUGCACACGAAUCCGCCUCGGGAGCUGUUAGAGCAGGCGCGACAGAGCCAGGGCCAGGCCACCAUGGCUCCGGGGCCUUUGUUGCCCGAUUCGAGCGUUGUUGUUGCGACAAGGUGGACGACGGGAGGGGAAGUGGCUAUGGUUGAUGAUGCUGGUGAGAGCGCUGCCAAGGUGGCCAACCAGAGCCUCAAUCCCGUGGGCAUGCAGAUUUACUGGAAUCUGUCUUCCUUGAAGAUGGCGGUGCGGGAGGCUGCGGCGGUGGCGCUCGUGGGCGAAUUGCGAGCCAAUCAGGAGGAUUUCGUAUCCAGCGGGAGUGAAGAGGGAAUUGGCGAGGCACUUGGAGCGAAAGAGAACGAUGAACUGUUGGAAGGAUGUGCUCCGGGUGUGCAAUAUGCAUUGCGGCGGCUUGUGCGCGGUCUUGGCUCUUCGCGUGAGUGUGCGAGACAAGGAUUUGCUACUGCGUUGACGGCUGUGAUCGGAGCCCUUCCAGUGAUUCGAGGAGAAGCUCUGCUCCGGAUCAUUCCCUCGAAUUUGGAGGUCACAUCGUCCAUGAAGAAGCAGGAUGCAAGGGACGGGCUGUUAGGACGAUUGUUUGCUUACGGGUCUAUGAUCCGAUCAAGGAGAUUAAUUGGAAAUUGCACUAGUUCAGAAGAGAAGGAUCUAGCUAAAGAGAUUGUUCAGCAACUGUUCAACCUCGCCAAGCGGAAAACAUUUCUUCGGGAGCCAGCUGUGAGCCUGGUUAUUGAGCUUGCAAGCAGGCUGCCCUCAAGUGCUGUCAGGGAGACUGUGUGCGCAGCUCCACUUUUUGACGAAUGGUUGCGGCGAGACGUUGAAAACCAAAGUGCGGAUGCCCUGGUCUUAGUUUUGCACCUGUAUGAUAAGCUCCUAUCCAAGAGCUCCCCUUUGCUGCCUGAGUCGGGAAACAUUCAAGAUUUCUUCAAGCCAUCCCAUCUGGCAAAACUUGUCCCUUGCUUGAAGGAGUCUUCCAGCAGCCACCCUCGCAUACACUCAGUUUGGCAUCUGUUAUUAGACCGCCUCUUCUCCCCUCUAGACACAGCAACGAAGAAGCAAGCUAAUUCUGGCAGUUCGAAGGAUGUAAAAGUGAACGAGAAUUUGACAAAUUUCUGGAGUGUGGUUGUCGAUGGAGCGCUGUUGCCUUCUUCGUAUGAGAGAAAGAAUCUUGCAAUGGAGCUUCUUCUUUUAGUACUACCUAGAUUGCCAACCCCUGAAUCUGUUGGCAUUGUCCUGUCCAACGUAUUUGUUCGAUGCAUUCUGGAUAUUCUGUCGUCUAAAGACACCCACCUUUAUAAAAGUGCCCAGAGGUGCGUAGGCGAACUCCGACUUUGGGCUGAAAAUAAAUAUACUCGUCGAGUUGCUGUCAUUGGGGCCUUGCAGCGAAGUAGCUAUGGGAAGUUCGAUACAUUAUCUAAAUCCUCCACUGUCAAAACACUAACAAAUGGAUUGAUUACCGAAGAUGGUAUACUGGCAUUUGUCAACAAUCUUCAAGAGUUGUUUGUAUCUGCCGAGUCUAAUGUUGUGACGGCAUUAAAAGUUACUGAAGAACUUGCGGAGGGGUCCGAGGAUACUCCGAUGAAUGGUCACGACAGUCCUGGAGCUAAUGAUCGGAUCUGGAUCAUAGAGCAGAUGCAUGCUCUCUGUCGGCAGGUGAAGUUGGAGCCUAAAGCUAAGGCAACACUUUACAGAGAAGUGAUUAAGUUCCUAAUUAUUCACUCUCUGUUUCAUGCAAGCAGUCAACAGAACGUUAUGGAUUUAGAGAAAGAAAACAUUAGGUGGCCUCAAAAUCUUCUGACAGGGAGUACCCGAAAAUUAUGUGCAGAGCGGUUGCAUAGUGUCCUAGUUGAUGCUGAACACUGGAUGUAUACUCAAAAAUCGAGGAGCAACAAGACUGGUGUGAGUGGAGUGAAUGAUAUAGUGACAGAUGACGAAGAUUUUUCUCAUUUUGCGGCUUUAUAUUGCAUGAGCGUCCAAGGAUCUCCAGCUGCAGCUCUUGUACAGCCGUUGAAAGUGGAAUCCGCAGAAUUUGUGAAACUCCUCCAUCAGACCGUGUCUUCUUUAUCCUCAGCUAUUGAGUUUGACACGAAUGUUGACAAAUCUAGGAGGAUUUUGGCAAUGAGGACGCUUCUUUCACAUGUCCUCCUGCAGUCUUUCCUGGAACCGGGCUCCACCGAUGGUAUUGCAGCUGAGCUUGUCAUCUGCUGUAGCAAAGCUUUCUCUGACUUGUCAGAACUGUCGAAAAUCGCAGCAUCAAUUGAGGAGAAAGACGAGAACAAUGAAGUACCCCCAGUGAUGGGUGUUCUUGUUGACGUUCUAUUGUCGAUGCUGGCAAAAUUAUCAACUCCAAUUCGUAAUGCAGUCGAGCAGGUGUUCAAAGUGUACUGCGAGGACCUCACCAUUGCAGGAUUGACUGAUAUCCUGCGAAUCAUAAAUAAGGGCUCUAAAUCAGGACGUCAUAAGUGCAUAUUAGACGAUGAUGACGAAGAUUUUGAUGAUGAUGGCAUCCUAGAAGAUGUUGAGGAAUCAGAGGGUGGUGGUGAGGAAGAUAUUCAGGAAACAACAGAGGAGGGAGAAGGGGAAGAUAGCGAUGACGACGACGACGACGACGAAGAGGAAGAAGAGGAAGAUGUAGAAAUGGGUGACGGUGAUACUAAAGCAAGGACCCUUCAGCAACAAAUGAGAUUCAAAAGACCUGCUGAAGACUUCGAUGAUGAGGCAGAGGGCUCUGAUUCGGACCUCUCAGAUAUGGACGAUGAAGCUAUGUUUAGAGCAGAUGCACUGCUUGCUAAUGUGUUGAUGCAUAAAAAGGAAGCAAUUAAAAGUACUGCUCAAACUCAGUUAGGUCACUUCAAGUUCAGAGUUCUAUCUUUACUAGAAUAUUUUCUUCAAAAGCAUCCUGGCAGUAGCCUGGUUUUGCUUGCAGUGCAUGGCCUUUUGAAGGCAUUUAUGUGUGCCAUCAAUCAAAUUGGUACAGCACCUGAGGAGAACGAGGUACUCGCUAAGCGGUUAGAAAGCAUGUUGCAAAGCAAGGUGUUGCACGCGAAGAAGUAUCCGAAGGGGGAAGAUGUAGACUUGCCACUCGCCAGGACUUUAUUGAAGAAACUUUUGAAAUUGGCUUCUAGGUCAUCAAUCAAGAGAGUUCGAAAACUAGCUCAGGCGUGCACUUUGUGGACAUUGAAGGUUCUUCUAGGAAACGUUCCAGAUACAGCUGAGAAAUGCGACGCCGAGUUGUUGGAAUGUAUUUCAACUGCGUUAGACGAUUACUUCACUCAAAAGAAGUCACGCCUCGCUGGAUCUUUCUUUAUCGAGAUAUUCCAACGACACCAAAUUCUUGGUAGGUUUUCUAUUGGCAAGCUUAUCGAGAAGUGCGGAAAUGGACGGACAGAGUUUAUGAAGUGUGAGGCCCUGCGCUUGCUCACUGCGAUUCUGAAACCAGUCACAUCUUGUAAGGGAAAGAAAACAGUAGCAGAGAGCGUUGAAUGUAACCUACUUGCGAAAGCGUUUCAGCAGCACAUGGGGUCCCUCGGGGCAGCCAUUUCAUUUAUUGUUCAAAGUCCGCCGGAGAAGUCUGCUUACAAAUCUAUCGCGCUUAAAUUUUGUAGUAGCUGCAUUGAUGUUUUCACAGUGCUCUAUCCACUGAAAGGACUUCACUCAUUGUUGGAUAGCAAAGCUCUCUUGGCGGGUCUUAAAGCCAUAGACGCGCCAAGUAAAGGAAAACUGCAUAACUUAAUCACAAAGCUUCAAAAUACAGUUACUGAAGAGUUAACGAAGACUUCAGUGAUCAGUGAUUCAACAAAGAGGAACGCAAACAAGAUUGCUUCGAAUAAGGCGAACAAGGAUUCUGAGGUACUCACGGUGAUUGAAAAAGCUUCGACUCUUUUGAAGGCCAAGUGUGAAAGUUCCGAGGAUGAAGACAUGUCUUGUAAGAAUAUUAAGGCAAGAGACGGAGAGGGCACUAUGGAGGGUCAGGUUGAAGAUACCUCCUUCAACACAAAGCAGAAGGGUCCGAGUUUUAAGAAGGUUAAAUUAUCAAAAGUAAUCUCAUAACGUAGGUUUAAUCUCUUGCAGUUUCCACUCCCAUCAGGACUCCAAUUUUGCUUCCCUCAUUGGGGUUUACAUUAUUAAUUUUUAUUUUUCUGUAACGAUUAAAAAUCGCCUCGCU
Molecule: messenger RNA, 4395 nt
Organism: Physcomitrium patens
Lineage: Eukaryota; Viridiplantae; Streptophyta; Bryopsida; Funariales; Funariaceae
Biological process (GO): regulation of DNA-templated transcription
Cellular component (GO): nucleolus
Molecular function (GO): transcription factor binding; DNA binding
Source: RefSeq, a predicted model, not a curated record